AUGGCCACUGUACUGGAUGCCGGUGUCCUGCACUCGCACCCCUAUGUUGUCGCCGCGGCGGCAGCGGCAUUGGUCUCGGCGUACAUGGUGUGGUUCUGGGCGCUGACGCGGCGGCUGUCCGGGCCACGGAUGUGGCCCCUCGUCGGCAGCCUGCCCAGCGUCGUCCUGAACCGGGCGCGGGUUCACGACUGGAUCGUCGACAACCUGCGCUCCACGGGGGAAGCGACCACGUACCAGACGUGCAUCCUGCCGCUGCCGUUCCUCGCGCAGCGCCAGGGGCUGGUGACCGUCACGUGCAACCCGCGGAACCUGGAGCACAUCCUGCGCUCGCGUUUCGACAACUACCCCAAGGGCCCCAUGUGGCAGGCGGCGUUCCACGACCUCCUAGGCCAGGGCAUCUUCAACUCCGACGGCGAGACGUGGCUGCUCCAGCGCAAGACGGCGGCGCUCGAGUUCACCACGCGGACCUUGCGCCAGGCGAUGGCACGCUGGGCCAACCGCAUUAUCAAGUACCGCCUGUGGAGUAUCCUCGCAGACCACUGCGAAGCUGCAGCGAGCGUCGACCUCCAGGACCUGCUCUUGCGCCUCACCUUCGACAACAUUUGCGGCCUCACUUUCGGCAAGGACCCCGAGACAUUGUCGCCGGGGUUGCAGGACAACCCCUUCGCCAAUGCUUUCGACUCCGCAACCGAGGCGACGCUGCAGAGGUUCCUGUUCCCCAGCUUCUUGUGGCGCAUCAAGAAGGCGCUCGGCGUCGGCAGCGAGCGGAACCUCCGCGAGAGCCUCGCCAUCGUGGACCAUUACAUGACAGAGGCCAUCGCGGCGCGCAAGGCGACGCCGUCGGACGACCUGCUCUCCAGGUUCAUGAAGAAGCGAGACGGCAACGGCAGGGCCUUCCCAGAGGACGUGCUCCAGUGGAUCGCGCUCAACUUCGUGCUCGCCGGGCGCGACACGUCGUCCGUCGCGCUCAGCUGGUUCUUCUGGAUGCUCAUGCUGCGGCGCGACGUCGAGCGCAAGGUGGUACUGGAGAUCGCCUCCGUGCUCAGGGAGACGCGGGGCGACGACACCGGGAGGUGGACUGAGGAGCCGCUGGACUUCGACGAGCUGGAUCGCCUCGUGUACCUGAAGGCGGCACUGGCGGAGACGCUGCGGCUGUAUCCGUCGGUGCCGCAGGACUCCAAGUACGUGGUGGAGGACGACGUGCUGCCCGAUGGCACCGUGGUGCCGGCCGGCUCAGCGAUCACCUACUCCAUCUACUCGGUUGGACGAAUGGAGAGCAUCUGGGGGAAGGACUGCGCUGAGUUCCGGCCUGAGCGGUGGCUCUCGGCUGACGGGACCCGGUUCGAGCCGGCCAAGGACGCGUACCGCUUCGUGGCGUUCAACGGCGGGCCGCGGACGUGCCUGGGCAAGGACCUGGCGUACCUGCAGAUGAAGUCUAUCGCGUCCGCUGUGCUGCUGCGCCACUCGGUGGAGCUCAUCCCUGGGCACAAGGUGGAGCAGAAGAUGUCGCUCACUCUGUUCAUGAAGAACGGCCUCCGCGUGCACGUCAAGCCGCGGGACCUCGCCGCCUACGUCGCGGCACUGGAGGAAGCACCGCAGCAGGGAGCCUUUGUGAUCCCGACCACAACUGCAGCAGCUGCAUAA
Miscanthus lutarioriparius is the source of this 1644-nucleotide messenger RNA. The record is from the annotation of a GenBank genome assembly. Lineage: Eukaryota; Viridiplantae; Streptophyta; Magnoliopsida; Poales; Poaceae.